AUGUCAGAUCAUAUGGUAGAGAUGCCAUCAUCUAUAUCCAAUUGUGCUGCUGCUACAGUUGGUGAUAUCAGAAGUAGAAUUGUUAGGAACAAACAAGCUAUUAUCGAUAAUAUUAAAUUCAUUGCUUUUGUGAUCAUUCCUAUUUUAACGUGUAUAGUGGUGAUACCCUAUAUUGUUAAUCCAUUUACCAUUGAAGAGUUUAAAACCAAUUUCAAAGUAGUAUUGUUGACACAACCAUUUUGUCAACUUCGUCCUGAAGAAUGUUCACAGUUAUUGGAUCCAAAUUAUGGUGAUCCUCGUUAUUUAAAAAGGAAAGAAUUUGAAUUUUUUGAAUUGGUUUAUGUUCGUCAUUAUUUGGUUGAAAUGUGGGAUAACUUUGUCCUUAGAUUAGUUAGAGUAUAUCCUUUAAGACGGUUUAUUAUGAUAUUAAUUCAAAUCCUUGAUGGACCCUUGGAAAACGCAGAACAAUUUUGGAAAAGAAUGGAUGAAUCAACAGAAGUGGUUUUGGCUGUAUUCAAUUCAAUGUUCUUUGCUACCAUUCAAGGUGUCAUCGUUUCAAGAAUGUGGGUGUUCUUGAUCUUUGGCUUUAUUAUCACAAUUUCAGAAUCUUGGGCAAAUGUAAUGGAAACUUUAUCAAGAGUCUUAAGAACAGCUAAUACUGUAUUUUGA
Molecule: messenger RNA, 669 nt
Organism: Scheffersomyces coipomensis
Lineage: Eukaryota; Fungi; Ascomycota; Pichiomycetes; Serinales; Debaryomycetaceae
Exons: 1
Coding region: 1-669 (222 amino acids)
Source: RefSeq, a predicted model, not a curated record